Molecule: messenger RNA, 2375 nt
Organism: Andrographis paniculata
Lineage: Eukaryota; Viridiplantae; Streptophyta; Magnoliopsida; Lamiales; Acanthaceae
Product: protein CELLULOSE SYNTHASE INTERACTIVE 3-like
Exons: 2
Coding region: 14-1747 (577 amino acids)
Molecular function (GO): protein binding
Source: RefSeq, a predicted model, not a curated record
ACAAAAGAUCACAAUGGAUUCCGCCGCCAUCCGCCUGCCGCCGCAACCGUCGUCUUCGGAGCCUUCCGCCUCCGGAGCACUGGAGGAGGUAGUGGAAGUGCUCAACAGGCUAAUCCCCUCCACGGUCUCCAUAAAUAGCUUCGGUUCGAGAUGGCAAGUCCUGCGUGUGAAGCUCGCGUCGCUUAAAUCCAUAGUCGGCGAAAUUGCCGACUCGGCGCCACGGUCGGAGAAUCCUCUCCUUCAGCCGCUUCUCUCCGCGUUGACCUCCACGCUCCUCCGCGUCGAAAUCCUAUGCCGACAAUGCUCCGACGCGUCCUUCAGCCGCGGCAAGCUGCUGAUGCAAUCGGACCUCGACAUGGCCGCGGGUUGGCUCUCGAAGCAGAUUAAUGACUUGGAGCUCCUCAUCCGCUCCGGAGUUCUUAGUCAGUCCACCGCCAUUGUUCCGUCUCGCCCCAAUGGGAACUCUUCCACUGAGGAGCUUACUUUCUUCGUCAAAGACCUCUUCGCUAGAUUGCAGAUCGGCGGCCUGGAGUUCAAGCGGAAAGCCUUGGAUUCACUGAUUCAAAUCUUAUCAGAGGAUCUUAGCUCCGCCGUGAUUGUCGCGAAAGAGGGAAAUCUCAACUGCUUGAUUUCCUUGCUCGAUUCCAACAGCCACGAUUCCAUCAGAGAAUUAGUGGUUCACGCGCUUUCACUGCUUGUUUCCGCCGGCGAUUUGCCUCGGAAAUGCGUCUUCGAAGAAGGCGCCCUCGGUCCUCUACUGAGAACAAUUGAUUGCAGCUCGAUUCUGAUGAAGGAAAAAGCGGCCAUGGCGGUGGAAUUCAUUACCUCUCAGUCCGACCACGCUUGGGCAAUUUCUGCUUACGGAGGCGUUCCGAUUCUUGUCGAAUUGUGCAAAUCAGGUACUCCUACUGCUCAAUCACACGCAAUUGGUUCAAUCAGGAACAUUUCCAUAGUCGAAGAUAUUCAGAUUGCUCUAGCAGAAGAAGGAGCCAUCCCUGUUCUAAUGCAGUUGCUUGUUUCUGGCAACGCUUCGGCUCAACUGAAAUCGGCCAACUGCAUAUCGAUUCUAGCUUCCUCUGGUGAGCAUUUCCGCGACUUGUUCUUAAAGGAGCAGUGCUUGUCGAAAUUGUUGCAUUUAUUUCACGAAUGCCCAACUGCAAAUACAUUAGAACAUGUCUUGCGUGCUAUUUAUUCCUUAUCUACCUCGGAUGCUACCUGCCGGUAUUUAUGCGAAUCAACCAUGUUCGUAGCACGAAUUGCAGAGCUCAUACAGUAUGGGAAACUAAUCAGGCUGCAGCACAUAGCUGCAUCUCUGCUUGCUAAGUUACCAGUUAAUGAUAGUGGUAAAACUCCCAUUUCCAUUUCCGGGUGCAUAUCUUCUUUGUUGAAGCUAAUGGAGACUGUAAAACCAAAUGGGAUUCAAGAAGUUGCGGCGAAAGCAUUGGUUACUGUAUUGUCGGUGAAGUCCAACAGAAAAGCAUUUGUGAGGGAUGACGAGUGUCUGUCGAGGCUGGUAAAAAUGUUGGAUCCUGAAAAUGAAGUAGUGUCAAAGAAAUUCCCGGUGGCUAUUGUGGCAGCUGUAAUGGCCAGGGGAAGCCAGGCCUGUCGAAAGAAGCUAGUGGCAGCUGGUGUUUGCGGGCACUUAAAGAGAUUAGGGGAGAUGGAUGUUCCGGGAGCCAAAAAGGCUCUGCAGAGACUCUCGGCAAAUAGGCUGAUCACCAUACUAUCCAUGUCCUGGAAGGAAUAAUCAGCCGAGUCAGUUUCAGCCGAGCACUCUGCCAACAACAGAGGAGGGAUAGAUUCAAUAACUUACAGUUUGACAAGUAAGCUGUACAAUGUUUUUCUCUUAUUACAAGUCGGAGUACAAGUUACAUGUCCGGGAAAUCGACUAUCAUCAUUUAUAAAAGCCUUUUGUUGAUGAACUGAAUCCUCGAUUAGGGCAGAUGCAGAUUGUUUUUUGUUAGAUGACCAACAUGUAGCCAAGUUGCAGGUAUUAAUCAACAUUAAAUACAUAGACAGUCGGGACCAGAUAUGAUAGAUAGGGUCGUGAUCUGAUCUGUAUCCAUACUCUUGUUCUAUUACAUAAUUUAUAUACACCACGCCAUAUCCAUAUCCAUAUCAAUAUCCAUAUAUAUAUUAUGUAGCUAAUUAAGCAAGGGCCAUAGGCUGUCCAGAAUCCAUCUGUGUAAGAUCUCCUAUGGCCCAUUCCCACUCCCACUCCCACUCCUGAGCUAUGCUGAUCAUUAUCGACAUGUUCAUCUCCUCUUCGACAGAUCUUUGGCACCAUAAUCAAUUUGCAUCACAGUUUUCUAAUCUUGUCUUGAAGUUAUAUGAAUUGUUUCCAACUCUUUUUCUUGUUUUUAAUGAAAAGUAAU